Molecule: messenger RNA, 1344 nt
Organism: Porites evermanni
Lineage: Eukaryota; Metazoa; Cnidaria; Anthozoa; Scleractinia; Poritidae
Source: the annotation of a GenBank genome assembly
UUAAAUGGAGGAAUAUGCCAUGAUGUGGAACCAGAAGGUUUGUAUUGUCAGUGCUGUUAUUGCCCUGGUGUUUCGUUGUGCGGUACGUUAAAGAGAACACCUCAGCCGAAACCAUUUUGAUCUUAAAACAAUAACUGACCAUGGUUGUAAAAAACCAAGCAAAUAAACAAACUACCCACCGCCUGAGCUGAAAACCCUGCGGCUUCGUGUUCAAACUUACUUUCAAUUUAUUGACUUUCAUAGAUCUUUACUGCUUAUGUAUGCAAUUCAUUUUAGCAAGGUAAAAGGGAAAACAUUGUGGUGCGAUAUAAAUACGAAAAGAAAUGUCGGCAUGAGUCGCCUGCUUUUUUCAAAUUUCUGCAGACUGUACUUAAGCAAUGGUAACGAAUUUUUGCUUCUACAAUUUUUUAAUGACCACAAUUCAGUGCAGCAGAAACUAACACGAAGCCAGAGCUGAACCUACACUUAAAGAAGCAGCAGCAAUAUGAUGUAUAUAUCAGAAAGUUUAUAGUGACUGCACCAUUUACUAUAAAAAAAAAAAUUAGGUCCCUCUCAUUACAAUAAAUAAUUCACUACUUUAUCUUCUCAGGAUUCCUCUGCCAAUGUAAACAUACCUUCCGUGGUCUUGCCACUGGACCUCAAUGUCAGGAAACGACUCGCACGUUCGAGGGCGGUUUGGGGACCUCUUACAUCUGGCUUAAAACUUUGGUUGUGUACGAAAGGAGCGUUGUACAACUAGAGUUUAUCACAACUACUGCAAACGGGCUUUUACUUUAUCAAGGCCCUCUCACUGAAGGUGUGCCUUUCUGUUUAUGAAAGCUAGUUUGGGUUUAGUCGCAUAAAUAUAGGAUAGCUCUACCUAUUGUAUUAAUUUAUGGACAAAGGGAAAACACAAGUGUAUCCACCGAAACGUUGUUUAUUUACUCUAUAGCAUUAUUGUUCAUCUUUGCCUCUAAGCUUGGCAAGGAUAGCAGGAGGUGGGGUUGAGAAUGUUUUUGAAAUCUUUCUAUUGAAAGUGUCGCGCUAUCAACCGUGUUAACCACUAUACAUAGGAAAAGGUAAGCGUAUCCUUGGCCUCUCCGUUUGGCGAUGAAAGUAGGAGUUGGAGUACUAUAUGAAUUAGCAUUCCAGUUUUGACUGACUAACCAUUUGCCAUCAUUCGUGUAGUGUUUCGAUUCAUUUGAUAUAAUUACUUAUACACAGUAGUAAUUCAUCCGUUAUAGUAAAAUACCAAAGAAAGCUGUAUGAAGAGGCUCUAAUAUUUACGAAAUGGUUAUGCACUUUUCUCCUUCCACAGUCAGCGCUAGUGAGUCACUUGAUUUCAUGGCCAUUAUUCUGUACGAU